Messenger RNA from Manis pentadactyla (Chinese pangolin), 3694 nucleotides. RefSeq names its product SWT1 RNA endoribonuclease homolog (gene SWT1). The transcript has 19 exons. The record is from RefSeq and is a predicted model, not a curated record. The coding region runs from base 140 to 2836 and encodes 898 amino acids. NCBI's taxonomy places the organism in Eukaryota, Metazoa, Chordata, Mammalia, Pholidota, Manidae. Gene Ontology annotation, cellular component: nucleus.
CAAAUUUUGUCUGCGGAAAAAUAAAAAGCCAGAGGCUGCGAUUCGCAGUCCGGGCCACCUCCGCUUCCCCGAGGCGCUCCGACGCCCCCGCAGACUGCGCAGGAGCGAACAGAAGCUGGCGUCCAAUGAGCUUUUCAAAAUGUCCAACAAGGAAUCUUGUGGAAAGAAAGAUAAGUCUCAGAGAAAAAGGACCACCUCAACACUCAACUUUGAUGAAGAAGAUAAGAAAGAGAAAAAAACCGUAGCAAGUUCUGCUGGGUCUGCUUGCUGUAUAAAAUCUGUUUCAUCAGAAAAGAGAAAACUCAAAUCAAAUCAUACAGACAUUCUGUAUUGUAAUAUGAAAAGAAGAAAAGAACUGAAAAGAUUGCCUGGAGAAACCCACAAGCUGAGUAAGAGACCAAAAAUCAGUUCUUCAUCCCAGAGAACUGUUCAACUCCAAGAAGCAUCAUCUUCAACGGAUAAUCAGAUUAUUUCAGAGAGUCCUUCUUCAACUGGAACUAAAAAAGAUAAAAGUAAAGAUGUAGAUUUUAAAGUUAAAGAUAUUCAAUUGACAAAUAUUAGGAGUAAGCUUGAGUAUGGAAUUAAAAACUUAAGCAGUCCUAAUAUUGCCAAAGAUGUGAAACCUAAAGCUGAAGGGCAGGCAGGUGAAAAAAAAAUCCAUCAGCUACUUGCUCAGAGGGAGACGAAAGAGCUCAUGAAAGAAAGGUACAAGGAAUUUAGAGUUGAUUCUGAGAAACGUGUUCUGGAGAAAAGCAAGAGAAUCCAACUUCCUCAGGAUUGUAAUUCCAACGAGAUAAUUAAGGAACCCCUGGAAUCUAGAAGACGGAAGAUCAGUUUCAAAAUCCCAGUAAAAUCCCGUGAUACCCUCAAGAAGCUUGUAGAAGAAAAUGUCUUCAGUUUAGAUUAUAACAAGUCAAAGACUAAAAAGCAGGUGAAAAAAGAAUGCCAGGAAGGCUCCCAGGAUUCAUUAAAUUUGACUAGGCAAAAAAGUGGACCUUUGUUUUCAGAUUCCACGUAUAAGCCGACUGUUCAUGAGUGGAAAGGGAAAUAUACGCAUCAAGAAAGUUCAAGUUCUAGUGAAAACCUAACCCAGAGUUUUGAAGCACCAUGUUCUUCAGUGUCACUUGAAAGUACUCAAGACACAGAUCAAGAGAUGCAGAUAGUGGAAGAGCUUCAUGCUGCACGUGUGGGAAAAAGUUUGGAUUUACCAGUGGUUCCACCUCCUGGAGAGUUAGCGAAUAUGGAGGUUGACUCAAUUGAAGAUGUGCAGUCCUUUGCUGCAAAUACUGCUUCAGACAAAAAGCUUCUAAUUGUUAUUGACACAAAUAUUCUGAUGAAUCAUUUCAAAUUUGUUAGAGUUUUGAAGAAAACAGAAAUCCCAGGCUACGACAGCCUUGUGUUAAUAAUUCCCUGGGUGGUUGUGCAAGAGCUAGAUCGUAUGAAAGAUGGAAAACUACUCAAAUGUGCCCGGCAUAAAGCUAUACCUGCAGUUCAUUUCAUCAAUGAUAGUCUCAGAAAUCAAGAUAGAAAACUAUGGGGUCAGUCAAUACAACUUGCAUCUCAAAAACUUUAUGGUCUCAGUGAUGAGAACAAUGAUGAUCGAGUACUAAAAUGCUGUCUUCAGUACCAGCAAUUAUUCCCUUGUUCUUUUGUUAUCCUGUGCACGGAUGAUAGAAAUUUAAGAAACAAAGGCCUAAUAAGUGGUGUGAAGUCACUCAGUAAAGAAGAAUUGAGUGCAGAGUUAUUAAAUUUACCUCUGAACACCAGUGUAUGUCCUCAGCCUUGUGUAUCUAUGCAGCAAUUGACAGCAGAAGCAACAACUUUGGAAAAGAGCUGUGAGAAAGAAUCUACAAAUUCUGGACUACCCAUUCUACUUGAAAGCAUCAUAUCUGAUCUUGAAAAAUCUCUUGGAACAGCUUUAUCUUCAAUAUUAGAAACAGAAAUGAAAAUUGCUUUUGGAAACCUCUGGAUAGAGAUGCUGUACUUGAAACCACCAUGGACUCUAAUGCAUUUGUUACGAUGCUUUAGAAAACAUUGGUUGGCUGUAUUUGGACUAGUAAUGGAAAAUAAUUUGCUUUUAACCAUUGAGAGUCUAAAUGAAAAUCUCUGUAAAGCUAACAAUGCAGUGGAUUUUACAACAGUGCAAUUUCUGCUUCAGGAUUCUAAAAAAUUGUUACAUGCUUUCAGUACGAGGUCAGAUUAUGAUGGUAUUCUCCCACAGGCCUUUGCUCAAGUAAACAAACUACUCCAAACAUUUACAGAGGUCAAGGCAAAACUUAAACAAAAUCCUUCAGAAAAUUCAGUGGGUAAAAAGCAAGAAGAUAUUUCUUCGAUGAAGUCUAAUAGCCAAGAAAUCACCAUUUUCUCAGGUUCUCAUCUUCCCCAACCCAACAGGCAUCAAGAAAUCUGGUCCAUCCUAGAGAAUGUUUGGAUUACAAUAAAUCAGAACAGCAUGGAUGUGUUUCAAAGACUGGGCUCAAAUUCAUCUCUGACCUUUUCAAAAAUAGCGUCAUUUGAAGAAGCGUUUGUAUGUCUUCAAAAGUUAAUGGCAGACGUGAAGGAUAUUCUUGAAGCAAUUCAGAGGAUUUUGGCCCCCAGCAGUAAUUACCAAGAUACUGAGACUCUCUAUAACUUCCUAAUCAAAUAUGAGGUAAAUAAAAAUGUCCAGUUUACUGCCCAGGAACUUCAUGAUUGCAUUUCACAGACUGAGUAUCGGGAAAAGUUAACUAUUGGAUGCCGCCAGUUGGUUGAGAUGGAGUAUACAAUGCAGCAGUUCAAUGCAUCCAUCUGUAUGGAGGCCAGAAACCGGGGAUGGUGUGAAGACAUGCGGACCUAAGGCUAAACCAUAGAACCUAAGGCUGAAUUGUAACUUAAAAGGAAUUGCAUAUGUUUUCAAGAACAACGGAGUAGUUCCAUCUUUUGAGCCAAACCCAAUUGAUGUGUGAGAAAUGUCUCAUAGGUAUAUAAGGGUGAUUGCUUAUUAAGAACGAUCUCCUUCCUUGAGUAUCUUAAAAGCCUAAUGCAUCCAUUGUGGGAUAAACUGUGGACUCAGUGCUUCUGAAAUUGACAAUACCUCCCUACCUCACCUGCUGAUACUGAGCCAGUAUGUCCACAGAAAGGAGAGCCAUCAUUUUAAUCCUCUUAGGGUAGGAGCCACUGUGGCAUCUGAGGAAAGCCUAGGGCACAGCGUUCACCUCUCUCAACCCUAAAUAUGAAUACAUGACAGGACACUUCCAAACCAUGCUCACCACAUUCCACAAAUGAAAUCUUACUCUGGACUCUUUUAUCUUCAAACUGUUUUUCAUGUAAACCUGGUGAAUAUAACACACAUGCCUUCCACCUCCCCCGAGGUAAUGAGAGUAGAAUUUUGACUUCAGUUCUAACUUGCUGUAUAGCCUCAUCUCCUCUUCCCUGGGCUUGUCACCUACCUUUCAAUAUAUUUCUAAUGGGAAGAACAGGGAAAUGGUACUGUUUCCCCUUAAACGUGAAGCAUCAUUGAUUUAUGGGAUUAGGUGGCAGUGACUGAUGUCUGCCCAUAGCUAAUGAGGUGUUUAUUUCUUAGUUAUACAGUAAGUUGGAAAUCCUUGUUUAUUAGAGUAUGCUUUUGGCAGUGCAUUAGAUCAAGUUAAUUUGGUAUUCUAUUAAAAAUGUUAAUUUAUUAUUUUUAAAAAGCAAUAAAUCAUUUUUAGUAAGA